Molecule: messenger RNA, 7416 nt
Organism: Sphaerulina musiva SO2202
Lineage: Eukaryota; Fungi; Ascomycota; Dothideomycetes; Mycosphaerellales; Mycosphaerellaceae
Product: phospholipid-translocating P-type ATPase domain-containing protein
Exons: 3
Coding region: 334-5190 (1618 amino acids)
Biological process (GO): phospholipid translocation
Cellular component (GO): plasma membrane
Molecular function (GO): ATP hydrolysis activity; ATPase-coupled intramembrane lipid carrier activity; magnesium ion binding
Source: RefSeq, a predicted model, not a curated record
CAGCCACCAUUCCGACCUCACUCACCCCCAUGCUGGCAUCGCGGUGGACACGCUGGACUGUAUAGCAGUUGCGAGGAAGGCUGCGAGCCACGAUACGAUACAAUACCAUACCAUACAAUACCGCACGGGCAGGUGCGAAUGCUCUAGUAGUACAGUAAGGACAGCAGCACCGCAACACCAGGACCAGGGCCGAAAUCACCAAGCAACACGCCCCCAUUGCACAGGCGACGCGCUUGCACCGAGCCGCAUGAGAACUUCUGUUGCUGUCGCAUGUAAUACCGGCACGACAAACCUCGCCCCUCACGCUGUGAAGCGUGGUGCAGCUGGCCCACCAUGGCCGUCGACUUCGAUACACAUGCACAGCAGACGCCUUCCGCCCAGCGCGCCGAGCGGGAUGGGACCCAGACCUCACAGCCGCUGAACCGCAUGCGAUGGGCCACGGUGCGGAAAUCUGGACGGAAGGGGACGAUGAAGCGGAGGAGCAUUUUCUCGAGAAACGCCGCGCGACUGAGUGGCAGCCAUCGGAAUCGAGAGUCCGCCAUGACAGACGACAUUGACAUCAAGGCGGAAGCAAUCGCCAGCGAUCAUCCGCCCGAGGGUCAGACCUCGCGCACCAUCUUCGUCAAUCAGCCUCUCCCUGACAGCGCGCGAGAUGAGGAAGGCCGGCCGCUGCAACAGUUCAAGCGCAACAAAAUCCGAACCGCCAAGUACACACCCCUAUCUUUCAUUCCGAAGAACUUGUGGUUUCAACUGCACAACAUCGCCAACGUAUACUUCAUUUUUAUCGUCAUCCUGGGCAUCUUCUCCAUCUUUGGCGUUACGAACCCAGGACUGGCCGCCGUGCCGAUUAUCGUCAUUCUUACCAUUACUGCCAUCAAGGACGCCAUAGAAGAUUGGCGGAGAACUGUUCUCGACAACGAGCUGAACAACGCUCCAGUGCAUCGACUGGUAGACUGGGACAAUGUAAACGUAUCGGAAGAGAAGAUUGGCGCGUGGCGACUGUUCAAGAAGGCCAAUACAAGAGCGAUAUUGUUCCUCUGGAGAUGGUGGAAAGAGAAGAAAGAGAAGAAGGGAAAAGGAGCAGCCGCUCAAGAUGCGAAGCUCGACAGUGCGCUCGAUUCGGACGAGCGCCGGAUGAGUGCAUUGACACAGCGUUUGGACAGCAUAGAUGGAUAUACAGGCGUGAAUGCUGAUGGGGAUGUCGAGAUGACCCCUGUGCCAUCCCCGACUCCAGGACAACGGCCACCGAACUACGUGAAUGAACACGGGGUCAAUGACGAGCCGGGCAGUGGCCAUGGCAACAUGAAAGAUACUCUACUUGUUCCUCAAGUGGGAGAGAAUGGCAAGCUGGAGCAGUUGCCGGUACCCAAAAAGUUCCAUGGCAGCUUAAUCAACCCGAAUCGGCCGCGACCCGAAACAGCACGAUUUAAGAAGGACUACUGGAAGAACGUGCGAGUUGGCGACUUUGUCCGCCUAUAUAAUGACGAAGAGAUUCCUUCAGACAUCAUCGUCCUGGCAACGAGUGACGCGGACGGAGCGUGUUAUAUCGAGACCAAAAACUUGGAUGGCGAAACCAACCUCAAGGUCCGGACGGCUUUGUACUCUGGGCGUGACAUCAAGCGAGCGCGGGACUGUGAGCAAGCAGACUUCAUUAUCGAGAGUGAGCCUCCACAUGCCAACUUGUACGCAUAUUCUGGCGUGGUGAGGUGGAACCAGUACGAUAGACGGAAUCCCGAGGCAGAGCCCAAAGAGAUGGCAGAGCCAGUGGGCAUUAAUAAUCUGCUUCUGCGAGGCUGCACCGUCCGCAACACGGAAUGGGUUCUUGGUGUCGUCGCCUUCACAGGUGAAGACACCAAGAUCAUGCUCAACUCUGGUAUCACGCCUUCGAAGCGUCCCAAGAUCAUGCGAGACCUCAACUGGAACGUCCUGUACAACUUUGUCAUUCUGUUUGUCAUGUGUCUGAUCGCUGCCAUUGUCAACGGUGUCGCGUGGGGCAAAAGUAACAGUUCUCAGAACUACUUUGAUUUUGGAAGUUAUGGUAGCACCGCAGGUCUGACGGGAUUCAUCAAUUUCUGGGCCGCCGUGAUCCUGUUCCAAAACCUGGUACCCAUUUCGCUGUACAUUUCCUUGGAAAUCGUGCGAUCUGUGCAGGCAUUCUUCAUCUACUCCGACACGUUCAUGUACUAUGAAAAGCUGGACUACCCUUGCACGCCCAAGUCUUGGAACAUCUCUGAUGACCUGGGGCAGAUCGAAUACAUCUUUUCCGAUAAAACUGGCACGCUCACGCAAAACGUCAUGGAGUUCAAGAAGUGCACCGUCAACGGUGUGCCUUAUGGAGAAGCAUACACCGAGGCGCUGGCAGGGAUGCAAAAACGGCAGGGUAUCAACGUCGAAGAAGUGGCAAAGCAUGAAAGAGUGCGCAUAGCGGAGGACCGCGUCAAAAUGCUUCGUCACAUCCGCAAUCUGCACGACAACCCCUAUCUCCGAGACGACGAUCUUACAUUUGUCGCGCCCGAUUACAUCCAAGAUCUGGGAGGUGAAAGUGGUCCAGCGCAGAAGGCCGCCACAGAACAGUUCAUGCUGGCUCUCGCUCUCUGUCACAGCGUCAUAACGGAACGCACGCCUGGUGACCCACCACGAAUAGAAUUCAAGGCGCAAAGCCCUGACGAAGCCGCUCUGGUGGCCACGGCACGAGAUUGCGGAUAUACCGUGAUAGGACGCUCGAACGAUGGUAUCAUCGUCAACGUGCUGGGCGAGGAACGCGAGUACAGCGUGCUCAACGCCCUGGAAUUCAACUCCACCAGGAAGCGAAUGUCCGCCAUCAUUCGCAUGCCGUCUGGCAAGAUCAUCCUCUUCUGCAAGGGUGCUGAUAGCAUCAUCUACUCCCGUCUAGCAAAAGGCCAGCAAGCGGAACUUCGCAAAUCCACUGCCGAGCAUCUUGAGAUGUUUGCGCGAGAAGGUCUCCGAACACUGUGCAUAGCGCAAAGAGAGCUCGACGAAGACGAGUAUCGAGAAUGGAAUCGUGAUCAUGAGCUUGCGGCCGCUGCUGUCCAGGACCGGGAGGCCAAACUUGAAGAAGUUGCUGAUCGCAUCGAACGUGAUUUGACGCUCCUCGGCGGCACUGCGAUUGAAGACCGUCUUCAGGAUGGCGUUCCCGAUGCCAUUGCGCUUCUCGCGCAAGCCGGAAUUAAGCUCUGGGUCUUGACUGGUGACAAGGUGGAGACUGCGAUCAACAUUGGCUUCUCCUGUAAUCUACUCGACAACGAAAUGGACCUCAUUGUUCUCAAGGUCGACGAAGACGACUUUGCGCAGGCGGAGGAAGAUCUUGAUAAGCACCUGGGAACGUUCGGGAAGACGGGAAGCGACGAGGAGCUCAAAGCCGCGAAGAAGAAUCACGAGCCACCUGCUCCCACGCACGCGUUGGUCAUCGAUGGCGAUACGCUCAAAAUUGUCCUGGACGACAGGCUGCGGCAAAAGUUCCUACUGCUUUGCAAAGAAUGCAGAUCUGUGCUAUGUUGUCGUGUCUCGCCUUCGCAGAAGGCUGCUGUGGUUGCUCUGGUCAAGCACACCCUGGAGGUGAUGACGCUCUCCAUUGGUGACGGAGCCAAUGAUGUUGCCAUGAUCCAGGAGGCAGAUGUGGGUGUUGGUAUCGCAGGAGAAGAAGGACGCCAGGCUGUGAUGAGUUCCGACUACGCCAUCGGCCAGUUCCGCUACUUGACAAGACUGCUCCUCGUCCACGGUCGCUGGGAUUACCGACGCAUGGCUGAGUGUGUUGCCAAUUUCUUCUACAAGAAUAUUAUCUGGGUAUUUGCUCUCUUCUGGUACCAGGUCUACGCCAACUUCGACUGCUCAUAUACCUUUGAUUAUUCCUACAUCCUUCUGUUCAACCUUGCCUUUACCUCUCUGCCAAUCAUCUUCCAGGGUAUCCUCGACCAAGAUGUGGACGACAAGGUAUCGCUGGCUGUACCACAGCUGUAUCGCCGUGGUAUCGAACAAAAGGAAUGGACGCAGACCAAGUUUUGGAUCUACAUGGUCGACGGGUUUUAUCAGUCCGUUAUCUGCUUCUACUUCACCUACCUGGAAUUUGCGCCCGCGACCUUUACGACGGAAUCCGGGCGCAACGUCAACGACUACAAGAGACUGGGAGUCUACAUCGUCAACCCUAUUGUGCUCAUUGUCAACGUGUACAUUCUGAUCAACACAUACCGCUGGGACUGGUUCAUGUGCCUGAUCACCGCCAUCUCGAUCCUGUUAAUCUGGUUCUGGACAGGAGUCUAUACCGCAUUCACGGCCGGUUUUACCUUUUACAAGGCUGCACCACAAGUCUACGGCGCGUUGUCCUUCUGGGCCGUCGGAUUGUUAACCGUAAUCAUGGCAUUGUUACCUCGCUUCGCCGCCAAAGCUUUUCAGAAAAUGUAUUUCCCAUACGAUAUUGACAUCAUCCGCGAACAAGUUCGACAAGGAAAAUUCGAUUACCUGAAGGAUGUCAACCCGGAGAGUGUGUCCUCUGCGAAAGUUCCUGCUCACGGCAACCUGAAUGGAAGCACGUCAAGCAGCGAGAUCAGCAAUGCCAAGAAGCAAGAGCGACUAGGCCACCGUCGCAAUGGCUCGCCAAACAAUGGGCGUCCGACUAUGGAUGAGGACAUGCGACCAAUAUAUCCACCUUCUGAAGCCGGUACCAAAAACCCGCGCAGUCAUAACGGGAGCGACGGGACAGAUUAUACUGGUCAUUCCGGCCGCCCCAGUGUUGAUCCUUUUGGAUCGCAUUAUCCUCCUGCCUACCCGGGAUCUGGCAACGGAGCAAUGGGGCCCAAUGCUUCGUACAAUACAAGCUAUGCGCCUGGUCCUGUCACUGCUGGCACGGCGCCUAGUGGGCUGAGUAUGAUUGAGACUGCUGCAAGUUCGAACUAUGACACCCCUGUGUCUGGAGGUGUCACUCCCACGCCAACCUUCUCGAGAACUGAUUAUGACUUUGGUUCCGACAGGCGUAGCACGGACAGGCCACGACCUUCGUUCGACAGGCUGAGGUCGAGCAUGGACAGGACGCGGCCCUCGUUUGAAGCGAGCAACGACUUCACGAGCGCCGCAUACUUGACAAGAGUGGAGUCAAGUCAAAGCACCGGUGCCAGGAGUAAUCAUCGAAGAGGGGAAAGUAAGAUGAAGCAGGACAUCAGCGAUGAUCUGCGGUGACGAGAGUGUCAGGCGGUGGCGGGCACGUGAGGAAUAAAAAAUACACGAAUCAGAUGGGAUGUAAGCCGGGGAGGACCUCCGCUACUGACACACACACCAGUCUCCCUUUUCGCGCGAAUUUGAGCCAUGCAUCUCUCAUCUACGGACCAUGUACAUAUACACAAGCGGCAAAAGGUCAUUGCAGGCGCUCUCUCCGUUUGGACGAUGAAAAUAAAGGAAUUGAUACCACAAAAAGCUGUCGAGCACAAGCAUUGGCGCACACUAGGAGUCGAACGGGACGACAUUUUUUUCAUCGUAUUGUUUUCAGUUUAGAGACUUUGAAUAGAGCAUGAAAUCGUAUCAAUCUGGCAGAUCAAACAUCUUUGACAUGAUUGUCUCUUUUGGUCAUUUGCAUAUAACCCAUUCUCUAUGUGGACGACACAAGGCGCCUUCUACUCGUCAUCACCCUCUGGAAUCGUGCUCUGUGCCUCAACAUCGUCUUCCUCGAACGUAGUGGGCGGCACGUUAUACAGCCGAAUGGUUGGCUUGUUGGGGUCCUUGACCAGGACAUACUUGCCAUCGUCUUCCUUCAUGACCAUGUCCACAAAUGUGCGAACAAUUGCCCAGCCGUUGUUGAGGUUCAAAUUCAUCUGGGACGCGAAUUCACGUGGCUUGUAGCCGAGGACACCAAGGACAACAUGUUCGGUUGUCGACUUGGGGUUGGCACGUGAAACGAAUCCAAGUUUCAUGAGAUCGGCCUUGGCGAGAAUGGCCUGCGUCGUCCAUCGAGCAAGCUUGCACGAGUUGUUCUUCAUUUCCGUUGCAACGACCGCACCACGCUGCGAGGCGAGCUUGCUUCUCCAGUCUAGAGCGCCUCCACUGCCUUGGGCCUUGUUAUCGAACUCGUUGAGAGCUUUGAUGGUGAGAAACUGAUCUUCGCCUGAAAUGUUGUUCUUGACCACUGCAUCAAGCUCGGUUCGGACAAUCAAAUGGAGUGGCUCAGCAUCUGCUUCGAGUGAAAGAUCGAAGCGACGGUAUUUGUAGGCCUUGCUGGCGGGCGGGUCAGUCUCCGAAGCGGGGUCGUAGAAUGGAUGCUCGUGGCUCAUGUCGCGCUUCGAGGUCUCUGAUUCUUGCACGACCUGCAGGGGGAAGAUGUUAUUGAUGUGCGUGGCUUCGUCUUUGAGUGCACCAGGAGCAUUGAUAUGGUCUUUAUUACCCUCACUCAGCUCCAGGGGCGCAUCAGCUGCAUUCUCGUUGACUGUGACCAUAUCUAGACUGCUGCCCUCGCGCUUGUCGAUGUAGAUCUUGUUGCCUUGCUUCAGCAUGAUGAUAUCCCAGCUGUAGACGCUGCGAGGAGCGCACAUGAGCAUAGACAGAAUGUUGUCUGCUGCGAAAAUUUGCGCCUCGUCCUUGUCGGCCAGCUCCUGGAUGACAGGAUCGCUCGAAGUGGUGACAUUGUAGGCAGCGCGGUCCAGGACGGUGAGUUUCCUCAUGCUCGUUGGCGCACCAGGCUGCUUGUCGUAAGCUCUGUCAUAGUAGUACAGGAAACCGUAGUCGUCCAAGUCUUCGCCAUCUCCAGUGUCAAGAUUCAGCUUUUGCAAACGAUUGAAAUCAAUCUCGUCCAGCAUGCGCCAGCUAUCUUUGGGCUGCACCGACGCCUCUCGGUUCCGCUGCGGCUUGUCCCAGUCUUUCCAGCCGCCACGACGUCCACCGCGACCACCUCUGCCACCUCUCGAGUCAUACUGCUGUUGUCCGCCUCGCCCACCGACACGCUGGAAGGUGCCGCGUCCGCCACGCUGGCCAGGAGCGCCACCUCGAGCACCACGCCCGCGUCCAAACACAGCCGAGCCCCUGCCAAAGCCCCUGCCGCGUGUAGUUGGCUGGCUGCGGUCGACCAGAGAGAAGGAGCUCUCCUCGUUGGUGCCCUCGAUCUGAAACGCCGUCUGCAGGCCGGUCGCGCCAUAGACCUGAUCGCGGUAUCGAUUGUUAUACUGCGCGCGACCGCCGCGUCCCUCUCUUUCCUUGCCCUCGGCAGUCCAAUCGGCCAUGCGACCCAGCUUGUCGCCUUUGCUGAACGGCGCAUACGGAAUGCCGUUGAGCGUGGUCUCGGUGGUCGUCGGCGGGCCCCAGCUGUCCGAUGCAGGGAGCGCCUCAAUGGCCUCGAGCAGUCCAGGCGGAAGUCCAGGCAUGAUGGCGAUGGCGAUGGCGAUGUGGAUGUGGAUGUGUGAGAUUCUGGGUAUCCAGGAC